Molecule: messenger RNA, 1808 nt
Organism: Lutzomyia longipalpis
Lineage: Eukaryota; Metazoa; Arthropoda; Insecta; Diptera; Psychodidae
Exons: 5
Coding region: 479-1705 (408 amino acids)
Source: RefSeq, a predicted model, not a curated record
GACCUUUCUCUUGGCUAAUAAAUUCGCAUGGUGACUCGCAUUCUUUUGUACUAUGAAAUUUAAAGUAAAAUUAAAGAGAUUUUAAGUUAGUAAAAGGACAUUUAGUGAAAACAGUGUGGCAAGGAACCAUUCCUGCAUCUCCGGACGUACUCAAAGGAGGAACCACUGAUCUAUCGAAGGAAGAAAUUGAUCAACGUGCAGGAGGAAGAGAAUCACAAAGAAAUCCAUCCUCGUGUCGCCCACCAGCAAAGAUCUUUCACACCUGAAGAAAUUUUUGGCCCAAUUCAAGCCAGAGGGCACAUUUAUUAAUUAGCUGCAUAUAAUUCCAGGUGCGCAUACACUGUGAAUGAUUAAAGCUUGAUGUGAUCUUUGCUAAUCUAUAUUGGAAAUAUUCUUCAGUAUAAAAGCAAGUAGACUAAACCUGGAAAUCAUCAGUUAUUUUUCCGGAACGAAAGUAAAUAAGUGUGGACGUAGGAAAAUGAAAGUCCCUGACUUCCUAACUAAAGAUGUUUUAGUUAAAAUCAUUGAGAAUGGAUACAAUUUUGUGGAUUUUACAAUUAAUAACGUUAAAGUGGAAAGUGGUGUACCAGAUGGUGAAAACUACUGCAGUAGGGUCUAUCGUGUCUUCGUGGAUGUGAUUGAUAGUGAGAAAAAUGUUGAACGAAUUCAAUUAUUCAUCAAAGAGCAACUAACCAAAGACACUAGUGAGGAAUUGUUGGAAAAUAUGGAGCUUUUUGUGAAAGAAAUUGACAUGCUUGAAAAUAUUUUGCCAAUGUUGUCUAAAAUCGCUGGUGGUGUACAAUUUGCUCCAAAGUUUUUCCAUUCCAUAUCUGAACCAAAAGUCAAAUUAAUUGCCUCCCAAGACCUAACAGAAAUAAAUUAUCACAUGGCUAAUCGACACAAUUCCCUCGACUACGAUCACUGUUGCAUUGCCCUGGCUAAAUUGGGCCAAAUGCACGCAGCAUCGAUGAUUUUGGCCAAAGAAAAUCCCUCACUUAUGGAUAAAUAUAAUUAUGGAAUUUUUCACGGAACUGUUGGCAAAAAAAGCUACAUUGAGAGUAUCCUAGGACCGAAUUUUCUAGUUCUGUGUGAUUCUGCCGAGAAGUGGGAGGGUUUUGAGGAGAUUUCUGCAAAAUUAAACAAGAUGAAGGAUAAUUUCUGGGCAAUUGUGUAUGAAAGUGACUUGGAUAAAAAUGACGGAUACAGGGUACUAACUCAUGGAGAUUUUUGGAUUAAUAACUUCCUUUUCAAGUACGAUGAAGUGACAGGAAAACCCAUUGACACAAUCUUUGUUGAUCUCACAUAUUCUCACUACACAUCGCCAGCAAAUGAUGUUCAGUAUUUCCUCAAUACAAGCCCAAAGAAUGAGAUUCGUGAAAGCCGCCGAGAAGAUCUUAUUCGUGUGUAUUAUGCCUCAUUUGAGCGAACACUGAGCGAUCUCAAUCAUCGCGUAAUACCAACUUUUGAUGAUCUUCUCGUGGAAAUGAGAAAGAAGGAAAUGUUCGGAUUCAUGUCAGCUAUCUUCAUACUACCCCUCGUCCUUAUGGAAAGACAAUCCCCCCUGGGUUAUGGCAUAGACGGUUUAGUUGAACCUGAGACAUCCAAGGAUAUGAUAAAUAUCAUGAUCACGGGGAAAAGCUACACAGAAACCAUAAAAUUAAUUUUGAAACGUGCCGACAAACUGAAACUCUUUGACUUUGAGUGAUUUUACUUUUAUCUUGAACCUGAAUAUGUUGUAUAGAGAAUAAUUAGGUAUAUGGUAUUGAGUAAAAAAAAUUAACGAUUGAGUAAUAAAUGUUUUUGUUGGA